Messenger RNA from Vicia villosa (hairy vetch), 1046 nucleotides. RefSeq lists its product as uncharacterized. The transcript is spliced from 4 exons. Bases 236 to 1027 code for a protein of 263 amino acids. NCBI's taxonomy places the organism in Eukaryota, Viridiplantae, Streptophyta, Magnoliopsida, Fabales, Fabaceae. The record is from RefSeq and is a predicted model, not a curated record.
AGUGCAUGUUAACAAUCUAACUCAAACCAGUGGCGGUAACCACAAUUAAUUAGACAUAAUAACUAAACAUAGUUAGACUGGCUUUACUCUCUCACACACUACCUACCUUUACCCUUUCAAGACUGGCACAGUAGAUCACAGCACAGUUAGUUAUCUAUCUUCUUCUAGAGUAGUUGAGAAUUGGAACCAACUUCAUUUCUGUUGCAGCUGAAACUGAGAAAAAAAGUUUGUUACUAUGCCAGGCCCUGGUCCUCACCUGAUCUAUGCCAUGGGCUCGGGCCUUGGUCUAACCGCCAUCUCUAACGGCAGAUUUAGUCCACACCACACGCUCACAUACACCAUCAACUCCUUCUUUGGACCUGAUAUUGGUUCCUUCUCCGAGUGGCUUGGCUCUCUUCUUGGCGGUCCAGCUGAUUCCGUAGCCUCGGCAGUGGCCGAUCUCAUCCACCAUCCCUUCUAUUACAUCCUUAUCUUGGGAUUUCCUCUUUGCUUUCUUUACUCUAAGAUUUCCUCUUUUCUUGUUCAUUCACACCUUCUUGAAUCUUCACUACCCAAGGUGCCUCUUACAAAGAUGCAGUGUUUUUUCUUGAUUUCUGCGGGAUCUUUUACUCAUUUCUUUCUAGAUCAUCUAUUCGAGGAGAAUGGGAAAACAACCAUGUACACUUGGAUUUUGAGCACUGGUUGGUGGAAAACUAGAGCACCCGUUAACCCGGAUGCUGUUGUUGUAGUGAGCUCCUUAUGUGUUUGCUUAAUUGGUGGAUUCUUCUACCUAAACAGAGCAAGUUCCUCAAACUCAUUAAAGAAAAAAUCAUAUCAGUCAAUACUACUUGUGAUAUUCAUAGCUUCUUUAUACUGUAUAUGGUGUAUAACUCAGAUAUAUUGGAUCAGUCCCCGUCGUCCAGCGGUUGGAGAAGAAGCUGAUCUUGGUGUUCUUGUGUUCUUAGCUAUAUAUUUCUUUCUACCUUAUGGUUUGUGUAUAAUGUCCAUGUACCAAAAAAAUCUUGAUUCUAAUCAAAUUCCACUCUAAUAGUACGUUUACCUCCUGA